AAAUCGCCGCCGGCGGGCGGCGGCCAUUUUCAGGUCAAGUUCGACAAGCUCCUCCCUCUCUGAGGUCGCUCGCUCGUACGACCUCCUCCUCGCUUCUGCACGUCGGCGCCGAAAGAGGAAAACACCGAGCCGCAGACAGAUCUCCGGUCAGGUUCCGUCGUGGUGCACAGUCAAUCUCGCAUCGCUUGUCAGUCGGUGUUAAUUGGGGGAGCGCCGACGGUGACCGCACAGCACACCGGCCAUGGCUAAAGCGGACGGCCACUGUCCUCUCACCGACACCGGCGUCCCGUAUUCGGUGUCCGUGUUCGCUUACCUAGGACUUUUGUUCGUCGUGUACCUCCUGUGCCGCAUCCUGUACGCGUUAUGGCAGGGAUUCUACAGCUGCUACCUCGGCCGAUGGCUUGGCCACAACGUCGACUUUCGCAAGAUGGGCGAAUGGGCUGUUGUCACUGGUGCUUCAGAUGGCAUUGGCCGGGCCUACUGUGAAGAGCUUGCUGCAAGGGGCCUCAACAUUGUGCUCAUCAGCCGGACACUAGAGAAGCUCGAAGCAGUGGCUCGGGACAUUGAGGAGGCGUCCAAUGUCAAGACCAAGGUGAUCGCUGUCGACUUCACUGCCGGUGGCGAGAUCUACGACACGAUCCGGAGGGAACUGCAGGGUCUGGAGAUUGGAGUUCUUGUGAACAAUGUUGGCGUCAGCUACGUCUACCCCGAGUUCUUCAGCGCUGUUCCUGAUGGCGACAAGGUCAUGGACAGCAUCAUCCGGGCCAACUGUGUUGCUGGGACCAUGAUGACUCGCAUCUGCCUGCCCCAAAUGGAUGAGCGUCGCCGUGGAGUGAUCAUCAACGUCUCUUCCAUCUCGGCCAUGCAUCCACUGCCCCUGCUCAGCGCAUAUGCUGCUUCCAAGGCUUACAUGGACAGCCUGUCUCAGGGACUUCACGCGGAAUACAAGGAUCGUGGCAUCUACAUUCAGUCCGUGAUGCCGGCGUACGUGUCCACGAAGAUGUCCAAGAUCCGCAAGGCCACCUACAUGGUGCCAACAGCCACCACCUACGUCCGGGAAGCCCUCAACACUGUCGGUGUUGAGCAUGCCACUUACGGCUACGGUCCACACAAGUUCAGGGCUCUGGUUCAGCGGAAGCUCAUGGAGUGCCUACCCCACAACGCUUUCAUGAACAUCUCGAAAGCGUCCCUGCUCCAGAUUCGCAAGCUCUACUACAAGAAGAAAGGCAUCGAGGACACCUUCCUGGGAAAGCGCAGCUCCUCGGCCAGUGCUGCGGGCGACGUGGGAGAGCAGAUCAAGAGCCAGUGAAACAGAUCCAAGGUGUCGUCAGUCAUUUUUCCAGCCUCUCCGGUGCACGUCGACACACGAGGACAACUUGCACGGAGUGGUCAUCACUUUUUCACCUGUAAUGAAUGCUCGGAUGGGAAAGGGGGGUGCUACUAGUUACUAUUGCUACCACUUAUGAGGAAGAGAGGUUCUACUUUUUAUCCUUUACUUUUUUUUUUUUACAACGACGUUUUGAUUCUUGCUGUUUUCUUGCAUUUUCAUCUAGUGUUUGGACUUUUCUGAGAAGACCUUGUCGCGUGUUCCGGUGCCUUGCAUUCCAUAUAUCAUUUGUACAGAGAUGUGCCGUGCUUUAUUCUUUUUUUUUGUUUGUGGCGUUCUCAGUUUGUCACUCUGUGAAAUCAAGGUCAAUAAAGGUUUUUUGAAAAGUACUAUACAUGUAUGGAGUCUGAUUCUCAUGCAACUUCAUUCAUGUGAAAGAAAAUAAAACUUUCGUUUUU
Messenger RNA from Dermacentor silvarum, 1785 nucleotides. RefSeq names its product very-long-chain 3-oxoacyl-CoA reductase. Gene Ontology annotation, molecular function: oxidoreductase activity. Gene Ontology annotation, cellular component: endoplasmic reticulum. Lineage: Eukaryota; Metazoa; Arthropoda; Arachnida; Ixodida; Ixodidae. The record is from RefSeq and is a predicted model, not a curated record. The coding region runs from base 242 to 1309 and encodes 355 amino acids. The transcript is spliced from 10 exons.